Molecule: messenger RNA, 2505 nt
Organism: Dromaius novaehollandiae (emu)
Lineage: Eukaryota; Metazoa; Chordata; Aves; Casuariiformes; Dromaiidae
Gene: SLC15A3
Product: solute carrier family 15 member 3
Exons: 8
Coding region: 143-1894 (583 amino acids)
Biological process (GO): dipeptide import across plasma membrane
Cellular component (GO): lysosomal membrane
Molecular function (GO): dipeptide transmembrane transporter activity
Source: RefSeq, a predicted model, not a curated record
GGGAAAGCUGGGCGAGGAAGGGGCUGCUGGCAGAGGCACGAGAGGGAGACGCAGCCGUCCCACCGGGACGCAGCGGCAAAGGGACGCGCAGCUGGCCCCAACUGCCAGGGAGGGCUGCUGCAACCACGAGCUGAGAGAGGGCAUGGCCCCGGCAGGGUGCCAUGGGGAGCGGAGACCCUUGCUGGCAGUGGGCAGGGCCCGGGAUGGGUCGCCACUCAAGGGGCGCUGGGCGGCAUGCGCAGCCGUGCUGGUGGUGGAGAGCCUGGAGCGGGCGGCUUUCUUCAGCAUCACUGCCAACCUGGUACUCUACCUCAACAGCAGCACCUUCAACUGGGGCGGGACCCAGGCGUCCCGCGCCUCCCUGCUCUUCCUAGGGGCUUCCUAUCUGCUCUCACCUGUUGGCGGCUGGCUGGCAGAUGUCUACCUGGGCCGCUACGGCACCGUGGUCCUGAGCUUCUUGCUGUACCUCUUGGCAGCUUGCCUGCUGCCCACCAUGGCCUCGCUCGAUGGGCGCCUCUCCCUGUGUGGGCAGAUGCCCUCCUAUUCCAUCCAAAAUUGCUCCGUGGACCACACUGGGACGUGCCCAGGGCAGCCCCAGUACCAGUACUGUGCCCCUGUGGUCUACUCCGGCCUCCUGCUCUUGGCUCUGGGCAUCAGCUCCACCAGGGCCAACCUUACCCCCUUCGGCGCUGACCAGGUGACUGACCGGGGCGAGGACACCACGCGGCGCUUCUUCAACUGGUUCUAUUGGAGUAUCAACAUCGGGGCUGUCUUUGCCCUCCUGGUGGUGGCCUUCAUCCAGCAGAACAUCAGCUUUCUGGUUGGCUACCUCAUCCCUGUUGCCUGCCUGGCCUUGGCCCUCCUCAUCUUCCUCCUGGCCACCCCCGCCUUUGUUACCAAGCCCCCCAUGGGCAGCCAAGUCUCUGUCAUGAUCAAACUGGCCUUGCAGAGCUGUGGCUGUACCUGGCUGGGGGGCAACAGGGCCAGGCUGAGUACUCGCUGGUCACAGGCUGGGGCCAGGGAGUCUUUCACCAACAGCAGACCGCAGCCUGGGCCUCCAUCUCAUGAGGAGGACCUUGCCAACUUCCAGGUGAUGGCAAAGAUCCUGCCUGUGAUGCUGACUUUCAUUCCUUACUGGAUGGUCUACUUCCAGAUGCAGUCAACCUAUUACCUGCAGGGCCUGCACCUCCACAUCCCCAGCAUCUUCCAGCACGGCCAGACCCAUGCCAGCACCACGCACAACUACAUGUUCCCAGAUGCCUGGCUCCUCCUGGCCAACGUGGUGGUCUUGCUGGCUUUGGUGCCACUGAAAGACCGUGUCAUUGACCCAUUCUUGGUGAGGCGGAAGCUGCUGCCAUCAGCACUCAAGCGAAUGUCCCUGGGCAUGUUCUUUGGCCUCGCUUCCAUCCUCGCAGCGGGUGUCCUGGAGAGGGAGCGGCUGCAGUAUGUGCAUCAUAACCAGACUGUGUCACAGCGCAUUGGCAAGGACAGUUACGUGGCCGCCUCGCUGCCCAUCUGGUGGCAGAUCCCCCAAUACCUGCUCAUCGGCAUCAGUGAGCUGUUUGCCAGCAUCCCAGGCCUUGAGUUCGCCUACUCCGAGGCCCCCAAGUCCAUGAAAGGAGCCAUCAUGGGUCUCUUCUUCUUCAUCUCCGGGGUGGGCUCACUCCUGGGCUCUGGGCUUUUGACCCUCCUCUCACUGCCUUCCCAUGGGUGGAUGCACUGCCCGGAGGACUAUGGGAAUAUUAACAACUGCCACAUGGACUAUUACUUCUUCCUGCUGGCGGGCAUCCAGUCGGUCACCUGCCUCCUCUUUGCUUGGAUCUCUGUGCACUAUGAAAAACAGCCACGGCAUCCUGGCAGUUGCCGCCUCUGCGUGGAGCAGGAGGAGGACUGACACCAUGAGAGGUGACCCAGGCCUUGUCCCCAUUCCCACAUUGAUUCAGAGACAGGAUGCUGGCCCCAGUCCCACCAGGGCAGGUGGGACAGGUCCCUGGGACAGCCAGCGCUGUGAUAAAGAUCCCUGCUCACCCCCACCCCCACCCCACCCCCGGCAGCCCCAGGACCCUCCUCUCCAUGGGUUUCUGGGGAGCAGCAGGAAUGGCUCAAGGCCUGCUGUGAGAGGGAACCAGACGUGUGAGAAGGCAGGAGGGAAGGUUUACUGCAGCCCUGAUUGGUGAUGCAGCCCUGAGCCAGUCCAGCCCAUGGAAAGCCUGCAAGGAACAGGAUGAUGGAGAGGGCUAUGGGGCGAAGCUUUCCCUUGUACUCUCCUGGCAUGAUCCUGUUAGGGAUAUCUGUGGAAAUCUGGGGGCACCUCAGGACCACUGGAACAGCUUGGAGGGGGCCCAGGAGGAGUAGAAAUCCACAGUGCAUUUGUGAAUAAAGGGACUGGCAUGGACAUGUCUCCCUAAACCUGCUGGAUUUCACCAGUAAACCUAUUGUGUGACUGCGUGGUGGAGGAAAUGGUUUGCCAGUCUUUGGGGGGAUGGAGGAGGGCAGAGGGGUGUC